AUGAAUGAGGAGCUGAAGCGUGGUUUAAGAUACGUGGAGCCUUUCGUUACAAUAGUCGGUGCCUGGCCGCUUGGACCCGAAUCGGCCACGUUUUUAAAGAUAUUACAACCGUUCAUAGCGCCCAUUUGCUUUUUCCUGGUGUCGUUCAGCAUCUGGCCAGGUUUUUAUUACAUAUUCUUCAAGGAAAGAGACGGCAAGAGGAGGCUGAAGAUGAUACUGCCGGUGUUCCACAGUAUGUUCCAACUGGCGCAAUACAUCGUCGUAUUGAGCAAAAUGAAGAAUAUAAGAAUGGUGUUGGACGAUAUAAGGAACGACUGGUUCGACACCACAGAAGAAAAUCGGCAGUUCUUCCGCGAGUGCACCAAGGUCGGCAACAAAAUAAUGUCCAUACUGGUCAUCGGCGUGAUGGGCGGAGGUAUCGGUUUUCGAAUUAUACUCCCACUUUUGAAGGGUAGAAUCGUUCUACCGGACAACACGACCAUAAGACUGUUACCCUGUCCGAUAUACCUUCCGUUUAUCAACGAUCAAGUAACUCCAUAUUACGAGAUAAUCUUCACGCUGCAAGCGUUGAGUGGUAUCUGCAACUAUACUAUACUCAUAAGCACCAAUGCGAUUAUUUUGAUGAUUUCCUUGCACAUGUGCGGCUUAAUAAGGAUCCUAAGGAAGAAAAUGACCGACUUCACCGAGAAAUCGAUUAUCAGCGAGAUGUCGAUCCAAAGGAACAUCGUUACCAUCGUUGAACAUCACACGAAAAUCAAAAUAUUCCUGAGUAACGGACAAACGAUCACAGAGUAUAUUUGCUUCCUUGCGCUUGCUAACAUCGUUUUUCUUAUGUGUCUGCUGGGAUACUGCGUGACACUGAGUGAUAACUUUGCCCAAACGUGUAUCACAUUGGACUGGUACAGGUUCCCGCCGAAGAAGGCCCGGUACUUGAUACCAAUAAUCAUUAUGUCAAAUUAUCCGAUCAAAUUGACGGCGCUCAAGGUAGUGGAGGUUUCUUUAUCUACUUAUACCAAUAUCGUGAAAAUGACAGUGGGAUAUAUAAAUAUGCUGCGGGAAGUUGUUUAA
Molecule: messenger RNA, 1068 nt
Organism: Frieseomelitta varia
Lineage: Eukaryota; Metazoa; Arthropoda; Insecta; Hymenoptera; Apidae
Exons: 4
Coding region: 1-1068 (355 amino acids)
Biological process (GO): sensory perception of smell; detection of chemical stimulus involved in sensory perception of smell
Cellular component (GO): plasma membrane
Molecular function (GO): odorant binding; olfactory receptor activity
Source: RefSeq, a predicted model, not a curated record